UGUUUAAGAUUUUAAGUAUUAUGAGGAUGCUGCGGACGAAUACAGAGACCAAGAGGGUACGCUGCUGCCGCUCUGGAAGUUCCAAAACGACAAAGCCAAGCGCCUGGCCGUCACCGCCCUCUGCUGGAAUCCAAAGUACAAGGAUUUAUUUGCAGUGGGACAUGGUUCCUAUGACUUUAUGAAGCAGAGUCGGGGCAUGCUGCUGCUGUACAGCAUGAAGAACCCCAGCUUCCCUGAAUACAUCUUCAGCAGUGACAGUGGCAUCAUGUGUCUUGACGUGCACGUGGACCACCCCUCCCUGGUGGUGGUGGGUCACUACGACGGCAACGUGGCCAUUUACAACCUCAAGAAGCCCCAUUCCCAGCCCUGCUUCCGCAGCUCAGCCAAGUCUGGCAAGCACACGGACCCUGUAUGGCAGGUCAAGUGGCAGAAGGACGACAUGGACAACAACCUUAAUUUCUUCUCCGUGUCAUCUGAUGGUAGGAUCGUGUCUUGGACACUUGUAAAGAGCGAGCUGGUUCACAUUGAUGUCAUCAAGCUGAAGGUGAAAGGCAGCACCACGGAAAUUCCUGAAGGGUUGCAGCUGCAUACAGUGGGAUGUGGCACCGCCUUUGACUUCCACAAAGAGAUCGACUACUUGUUCCUAGUGGGCACAGAGGAGGGGAAAAUUUACAAGUGCUCUAAAUCCUACUCCAGCCAAUUUCUGGACACCUAUGAUGCCCACAACAUGGCAGUGGAUGCUGUGACCUGGAACCCAUACCACACCAAGGUCUUCAUGUCCUGCAGCUCCGAUUGGACAGUGAAGAUCUGGGACCACACCAUCAAGACCCCCAUGUUCAUCUAUGACCUGAACUCAGCUGUGGGUGAUGUGGCCUGGGCACCAUACUCUUCCACUGUGUUUGCAGCAGUCACCACAGAUGGGAAGGCCCACGUGUUUGACUUGGCAGUCAACAAGUAUGAAGCCAUCUGUAACCAGCCUGUGGUGGCCAAAAAGAAGAACAAGAUCACCCACGUACAGUUCAACCCCAUCUACCCUAUCAUCAUUGUGGGUGAUGACCGGGGGCACAUCACCUGCCUCAAGCUGUCCCCCAACUUGCGCAAGAUGCCAAAGGAAAAGAAGGGGCAGGAAGUGCAGAAGGGUCCAGCAGUGGAGAUCGCAAAAUUGGACAAACUGUUGAACCUGGUGAGGGAAGUGAAAACCAAGACAUGAAGCUCUGGCCUCAGUCCCUUCCCCAUUUCUUGAACCCAGUACACUGGGUCGGAUGCCAGGAGGCCUAAGCAUCCAGCAAGUGACCCCAACCCCUGAUCAGGUCCCAGUAUUUGCCCUUCUCAUUCUGCUCCUGAAAGUCCUGACACUUUUCUCUAGACUUGACCCUCAACCACCAUUACUCCCUCUUGUCUUGCACAAAUAAACCUGAUAUCUAGAA
This is a messenger RNA of Castor canadensis (American beaver), 1427 nucleotides long. NCBI's taxonomy places the organism in Eukaryota, Metazoa, Chordata, Mammalia, Rodentia, Castoridae. The record is from RefSeq and is a predicted model, not a curated record.